This is a messenger RNA of Tricharina praecox, 2050 nucleotides long. RefSeq lists its product as uncharacterized. Lineage: Eukaryota; Fungi; Ascomycota; Pezizomycetes; Pezizales; Pyronemataceae. The coding region runs from base 356 to 2050 and encodes 564 amino acids. The record is from RefSeq and is a predicted model, not a curated record. The transcript is spliced from 2 exons.
GUGGGUUGUAUUUUAGCAUGCAUAAACUCAAGUUUUUAGCGGCAGCAGCAGCAAGCACUGCAGCAGCACUGUACGAGUACUAGUACCAGCACUGCAACAGGCACAUCGGGGCCAAUCACCACCCCUCGUUAUCGCCCCCCCAUCCAUCCUUCCUUCCAUCCAUCGAAGCAAGCAACGCAGGCAAAGCAAAGCAACACUUCACUUCGGGCACUGACUGAGUUGCAUUCUUCUUUGCUUUCCCCCCUCCCUCCGCCCCACCACCAUCACCACCACCACCACCACCACCACCGCCACCGCACCGAACUCACCAACCACGAAUAGGACCACGAACAGGAACACGAACAGGAACACGAGAAUGACUCGGUCCAAGUCGCGAAAGGAGAAAUUGGCCAAGAUGGCGGAAGCGCAGGCGGAGCGGAGCGGCAGCGAGACUGCGGCGUCUGGGGCGGCGGCGGCGGGGGAAAAGAACACGCCCGCGGCGGCGGCAAAGGACGGCGGCGGCGGCAAAGAGAAAGAGAAAGAAGCGGUCAGCGCGCUUAUCAUAUGCCGCAACAAGCAUUGGCGGUACAUCAGUUCGUUCCACGGGCCGUGGCUGCAGCUGCCGCCGGAAGUCCUCGAGUCGCUCGCGUACAGCAACUUCGCCGCGCCGCGGCCGCGGCCCAUCGAUCCCGCCGUGUUCUUCGAUCUCGUCAAGAUCCGCCGCCACGUCGACGAGGCGACGACGCUGGCCGUGCGCGCCGCAAGCGGCGUCGCUAGCUCCCUAUCCCCCAAGGAUCAUCAUCUGCUACUGGGCAUUGGCGGAGCCCCCGCACCAAGGCUGAGUAGGGAGCGGAAGUAUCGCAUGCGGGAGCUCGCCACGCAGAAACUCGCGAAGGCGUACAAGCUCGAUGAGAUUGCGGCGAGCGUGGCGACGAUGCAGAGCGCGAGCUCGCUGGAGGACGUGGCGAGUCUGGUGCUGGCUAGGGAGCCGGGGAAUGCUGAUGCGAAGUAUGUGCAUUUCUUCCACGAGAAGAUCCCGAGUCGCAUGCUGGCCAAGUGCACGAGUCUGGCACCGCUGGACCAUGUCAUCUCCGAGCGGCCGGCGGAGGGCGCGCCCAUGCGCACGCGCGCGGUGACGCGGGUCUUUAAGGAUGACUUUUUGGGCGCCGCGGCGGACCUGACGAAAGCGCUGGCGCUGGGGGAGCGGCGGCACGAUGUCGUCCCCGUCGUCGAGCGCGGCGGGAGGAUGGCUGAUGAGGAAAUGCCUAGUUCGCUCGAGGGCCAGCUACUGUUCCACCGCGCGGGGACAUGGCUGAGCGUUGCGUGCCAGAGCGUGGAAACGGUGCUCGCCACCACCACCGAGGCGGAGCCGCGGAAACUCGUGCGCACCUACGCAAAGCGCGCCUUACGCGACUACUCGCGCUUCCUCUCGGGCUUCGAGUACACCCCCGGGGCGCCGACGUCCACCGCACUGAUCCCGAUCUCGAACGCUUCCUCGUCGUCGAUCUCGUCGUCGUCCUCCACCACCUCCUCCUCCUCCAAAGCCGGCACCGACGUCCCCAUCCACGCCAUCGCGGCGCUCUUCCAGUCCCCGCCGUUCACGCUCCCCCCGCCCUCGGACGCCGAAGCACUAACGUACCACCCUUUGCUGACCGACGCGCUCUACAGCACGCUGAUCUGCCACCUGUUACUCGCCACGCCUCACAAGGAGCUGGGCCGCUACGUCGGCAUGGUCACGCGGCUGACACGGAUCGCGGACGGAUACCCGGUGUUCCUGGCUGCGCGCUCCCCCGCCCGCGCGGACUGGGGCGAGGUCGUGAAGCGCUGCACCCUUGAGUUCGAGGAGACCGCGGGGAAUCCGCCGGAGUCGGGCGGUAUGGGGCAUGGCGAAUAUCCUGUCUCGACGGAGCGCGCGGGGUUGGUUACGAGGUGGGUUGCUGAGGGAUUGGGGGGUGUUGUGCCUGGCGCAAAUGGCAAUGGCAGGAGGAGGAGGAAGCAGAAGGGGGAGGGGGAGAGUGAGAUUGAGGCGGGGACGGGGGCAGGGUCGGGGGCGGGGGUAGUGGGGGAAUAG